AUGGUCCACAUUGAGAGGAGAUUAAGCGAGCUGUUUUCGGGCGGACCCGACAUGUUGGUGAGGUGCUUGUUCGAUUAAUACGCCUGGACUUGACGACAUUUCCGAACGCCCCAAAUACUCUUUGUAAUUAGUUCUUGACGACACUUCCUUGGUACUUUUGAGCUUGUAGUUUCUACAUACAGAGAGAAUACAGUUAAUCUAGGGGUUUCCUUAUGUGGAAAGGGGAUUUUUUAUAAAAAAUUCUUGUUUUCGCAUGGCACCUUCUGAGUCACACUUAUUGUCACAACUAUUUCCACUUUUAUUUUGAAGCAGAAUUUGACAUUUUGCUUCGAGUUUUGGAGGAUUUUGGAGAGCCCGGUUUCAGACGAGAUCAAAUUAAGCCGGAAAUUGUAAUCAGACAUUAUCUCAGAGAUACCAAGAAGACUGUUGGAUUUGAAGCGAUAGAAAUUUACUUCAAACUCAGCAGUCUGUCUCUGUGCUUCUCUGACACUAAAUUGGUGCAUAUUUUUAUUAUUUUCGACCUUUUUUUUAUGAUUUUUCGACCCAAAACUCAGUCCAAUGAUCUCGUUGAUUUUUCCUCAUUUUUGAUGAUUUAGAGCGAAUUAUUGUGAUUUUUUAGCGAUUUUAUGAUGUAAACUAGCUCAUAUCUUGAUGAAAAAACUUUUGAUUUUCAGGCGUGCACAUAUCCCACCACAUAUUCCCUCAUCUCACGCAGAAUUCUAGUCCAAUCCAUAUGAUCCAGUACAACUAAGCACUGAGCUUCAAGCCAACGCCUUUCUCUCUUUUUUUUUAACGAAAUGGACAGGGACGUGGAGCGGAGCUUUGCCGCGCUCCAACUCCAGGAAGAUCCGGGGCCUCGGCGUCGCCCCGUCCCCAUGCGGAGCCGCAUCCGCCGGCUGUCGGAUGUGCUGCGGGAACCGCAUGCAAACGGCGACGAUGCGGCUGCAAGACAUUCCCAGCGUCGGCCCAGCGGCCAAUUCAACGGGAUCCGGGAUAA
Bursaphelenchus xylophilus (pine wood nematode) is the source of this 997-nucleotide messenger RNA. The record is from the annotation of a GenBank genome assembly. Lineage: Eukaryota; Metazoa; Nematoda; Chromadorea; Rhabditida; Aphelenchoididae.